Molecule: messenger RNA, 369 nt
Organism: Penicillium griseofulvum
Lineage: Eukaryota; Fungi; Ascomycota; Eurotiomycetes; Eurotiales; Aspergillaceae
Product: putative MBL2-like secreted peptide
Exons: 3
Coding region: 1-369 (122 amino acids)
Source: RefSeq, a predicted model, not a curated record
AUGAAGUUCCUCGGUCUCGCAGUUACCUUCCUCCCCCUCCUGGCCGCCGCUGCCCCCGUCGCGGACCCCGAAGCCGAAGCCGAAGCCGACGGAGAGUUGAACCUUGAAAAGCGCGCAUCAGCGCGGACUUGCAAAAUCGUCAAUGUCGACAACUAUGUCAACUGCCGGUACGAUGCGAAAUUAGAUGCAGGCGCAAUCUUUGGAUUUCCUAAGGGAGAUAAACUCACCUUUGCGUGCUGGAAGCAUGGCGAUUGCUUCAAUGGGAUUUGCUCCUGGGAUCAAGUUACAUAUCUGGGGACAACGUGCUACGUCAAUGGGUACUUUACGGAUAGUAAUUGCUCGAGCAAAAAACUCCCCAAAUGCAAAUAG